AUGUCCACCUACCAAUCUCAACCUCAGUCUACUAAAACCUGGUUCAACUCCAAUUCUGACGACAUUCUAAGCAAUUCGCAGCUCCCUGUCAAUUCUGAACAACAGCCAAUGGGCGUUGAUCAGAGUGCAAAUGCCCAGGCCUUGUCCAUUUCCAUGCAAAGUCUAUUUGCGAUCUACAGCUCUAUGGCCGAGAAUCAUCAACUAAUUCCCGGUCAUAGCGACGCCAAUUUCAAGUCCAAUGGUAUCACCAGGCCAUUACACGUUGAUGUACUUAUUCAGCAGCAACAAGAAAGGCAAAAAAAGCUGCAGAAUGCGGAUGCUUUGGCCUCCAAGCUUGCAGGAAUUGCCUUGAGAGACAGCGAUGGGUCUCGCAGCAGCGGAUCUCCAGCAUCUCAGCUCUCUUCUCUCUCUUUGAUGCCCGGUGGAAGUGUUCAGCAGCGCCAGCAAUUGGAUAAUUCGUCUUCCGUAACUGAACCUACAUCUGCUUCUAAUGGUAUGCCUGCUCCUGGGCUUCAAAGGCAAAUUAGUGAUGCUUCCCAGCAAAGACCAAUGACUCCACAUAUGUUGGAUCCGUCCCAGAUUCGCUGGUACUAUUUGGAUCCCCGGGGAAUUCAGCAGGGACCUUUUGAUGGCAAUACCAUGCAGCAGUGGUACACGCAGAAGUAUCUUGCUCUUGAUCUAUGUAUCAGAAGGGAGGGCCACUCAAAUUACAAGACUUUAGGAGACUUUGUUUCUUUCAUUGGUGAGUAUCAGUAUCCAUUCUCCGUUCCUUUGCCUGUUGUACAUGUUCCUGUAAAUUCUGGUCCUGUUGUUCAAAUUGAAACUCCUGGAACUCCUGUCAAUUCUGCAGCGACCCCUUCAGCUGCUGUUGAAAUAGCAGGCACCUCUUCGGGCCCUGUCAGGUCUUCCUUUCAAGCCUUUGAAUCUACAUCAGGAUUUCUUGCUUCUUCUGAUCCCUCAGCUCCCUCAGCUCCCUCAGCUCUCUCGGCUCUCUCGGCUCCCUCUUCUUCAUCUGCUUGGUCUGUUGGAAAUGCUGAUUUCUUCAAAAACGAUAUGUAUGCCAAUCCUUCCUUCUUGCAUAGCGAUGCUGCAUUGAAUGUAUCCGGUAAGUUGUUUGGUAAUGAUGACAAGAAACUGAAACAGUUGGAGCCUGAGGUGUUGCUACAAUCGCAGCCUGAGCCUCGGUCCGAGCCCCUCUCUGAACUCCACUCUGAGUCCCAGGUUGAGUUUUCAAAGCCCAAAUCCAAAAAGCAUAAGCUUGAAAAGAUCAGAGCUGAGCCAAAAUCCGAUUUCCUUGAGGAAUCAGAAAUCAAGACACCUUCAAAACAUCAUAUUCAACCACAUGUUGUUAAGACUUCGGAGUCGUCCAAACCAAGCAAAAAGGGAAGCAAGACUGUCAUUGCUCCCUGGGCUUCCAGUACUGCCCAAUCUACUGCUCCUCCCAGAUCCCUGACUGAUAUUCAGAGAGAAGAAGAAGAAGAGAAGAAGAAACUUGAAGUAAAAGCUAGAAGUCUCUUGGAAGAGCAGGAUAGGUUGUUGGCUUCAAAGCUGGCACUUGAAGAGGAAAGAGGGGACUCGAUUUCAGACGAUUUAUCUUCGUAUGUAAUGCAACAGCCGGACAACGAUUCUGCUUCGUUGCCUACAACUUCCACCUGGGGCAGUUCCUCCGGUAACAAUGUCGUUAAACAGCCCGUGAAGAGUUUGGAAGAGAUUCAACGUGAAGAAACCAGGAUGGCUGUUGCUAAAGAGCGGGCUUUGGCCGCUUCCCAUCAUCAGAAGAGUAUUGCCUCUGCUAUUGCUGCGCAGAAACAGACUUUUGCAUCCUCCGUUUCCUCUGGUUCUUCUCGUAGUAACGACAGCAGUUGGACCGUAGUUACCAGUAAGAAGGUUAAGAGCGUUGCCACUAAUGGAUCUGCUCUCUCUGCGUUGCACAGGCAGCAUACGGCAACUUCUCUUUCACCUGCUACAUUGCGGUCUGUUUCUUCAAAUGCUCACGCUGCCGCUUAUGGCUCCUCCAAUGCUAAAGUUAUUAAGGCAGUUGCCACCACGGCACCAUCUUCUUCUGGAGAUUACUUCGCCGCCAAGCAGUUUUUGGCCUGGUGUAGAGUUCAAUUGCAAGGCCUUUAUACGACCGUGAACAGAGAAGAUGUUCUUUCCAUCAUGCUUCAACUUCCAGCAGGCUCUGAGUCCACAGAAAUUAUCUCAGAUACCAUAUACUCGAAUUCGUCCGUCAUGGAUGGACGGAGGUUUGCCGGCGAGUUCAAUAAGCGCAGGUGCAAGGUCGAAGAGUAUGUUGUCAAGCAGGGUUACGACUUUAACUGGCAAGAACUACUUCAGAACAGAACCACAACUUCUACUGCUUCGGCCUCCCAUGAUGAUAGUUGGGAUACAGCUUUUACUAAGGUUGUGUCCAAGAGGAGCAGAAGAAGAAACUAA
This is a messenger RNA of Brettanomyces nanus, 2436 nucleotides long. RefSeq lists its product as uncharacterized. Bases 1 to 2436 code for a protein of 811 amino acids. The transcript has a single exon. Lineage: Eukaryota; Fungi; Ascomycota; Pichiomycetes; Pichiales; Pichiaceae. Gene Ontology annotation, molecular function: protein binding. The record is from RefSeq and is a predicted model, not a curated record.